GUUAGCAACUUGUGGCUAGCUCGUAACCGAGGAAGGCAGUGCUCCACAAUCUGCUCCUCAGACACCACCCCGAGUCAAAGACUGUCGGCCCGGACACAAUUCGGCCCCUUUUGCAGUGUUUCCUCUGCAUUCUUUGAAGAGUGGUGCCCCCUCACUGCCGGAGCGCUGCCCCCAUGCUCAGUGAAGUCCAGAUGCAUGAGUCUGGGUCAGAACCAACAAGCCACAUCAUUCCAGCCAUUCAGACAGAAAACGGGAAUAACAGUGAGAAUGGGAGUCGAGUGAGGAGCAGCCAGACUCCUCCUCCAGAGGCACCACAGGUUCCAGAGUCAUUAUCCAUGAUGACCCCACCAGCAGAGGCCCCCCAGCAGUUGCAACAGACCCCACAGCAGCAGGUCCUCAGUCCUCAGCAGCUCCAAGCACUGCUCCAGCAGCAGAAAGCACUCAUGUUACACCAGCAACAGAUUCAAGAGGUCUUUAAGAAUCAGCAAGAGCAGCUAAACAUCCAGCUGCUACAACAAAAGAAUGCUGGGAUUGUUAGUCAAGAGCUGACAGCCCAGCAGAUCGCCAUCCAGCAGCAGCUUCUUCAGGUGCAGCAGCAACAUCUCCUCAACCUGCAGAGACAGGGCCUGCUGUCCGUCCUCCCCAGCAGCCCCAUUGCACUCGCAGGCUGUGAGACUGGCAGCAUCCUGUUGGCUGGAGACACCAGAGAGUCCUCCAGUCAGCAGUCUCCCGCCAACGGUCACCCCGCUCCUAAGAGGACAGAAAGAGGGUCACUGGAUGAAAACUCACAGAACAGCCACGCACUAUAUGGAAAUGGAAUGUGCAAAUGGCCCGGCUGUGAAACCGUCUUUGGAGACUUUCAGGCAUUUCUCAAACAUUUGGACGGUGAACAUACACUGGAUGACAAGAGCACCGCACAGUGCCGUGUGCAGAUGCAAGUAGUUCAGCAGUUGGAACUGCAGUUGAGAAAGGACAAAGAGCGGCUGCAAGCUAUGAUGGCUCAUCUGAAGUCCUCUGAACCCAAACCUGCAGCCCAGCCUGUGAACCUGGCGGCCAACGUGGCCUUCUCCCAGGCGACGUUGCCCAAGGGCUCGCCUCCUAUAAGUUUGUCUCAGAGUGCCACAGCGCCGUCCACACCCAUGACGCCGCUCUCUGAAUCCCCCUCGGUCCUCACUCCCCCCAGCAGCGCGUUCACCGGGCCCCCCGUGCGGCGGCGAUACAGCCGCUCGGUGAGCCAAGGUAACGAUAUCGUCGAUAAUAAGGAGUUCUACUUGAGCACAGAAGUUAGACCUCCGUUUACGUAUGCGUCUCUCAUACGACAGGCAAUCUUUGAAUCACCUCGCAAUCAGCUGACACUAAAUGAAAUCUACAACUGGUUCACAAGAAACUUUGCAUAUUUCCGGCGCAACGCAGCUACCUGGAAGAAUGCCGUCAGACAUAAUCUCAGCCUCCAUAAAUGCUUCGUCCGUUUGGAAAACGUGAAGGGAGCGGUGUGGACCGUGGACGAGAUCGAGUUCCACCGGAGGCGGCCCCAGAAGGCGGCCAGUAACGGCUCCCUGCUGAAAAACUCCCAGCACCAUCCGAGCGUGGCUGGGUCUGCUCCUCUGAGUGGCGGUCUAGACGGCAACAACUCCCUCUACAACCCGGCCUUUAUGGGCAGCAUCCCGUUUCACUCCCUGUCUCAUGUUCUCCAAGAGCAGAUGAAUGGAGCUCUAGCUAAUGGCUCUGGAUACCAAAGUGACAGCAGUGCAACACAGUCCCCUCCUCAAGCUUUCAUUAAAGAGGAGCAAGAGGACGAGGAGAUUUGUGAAGGUUAUACCUACGAAUCCCCGGAGAGCACGGACGAGCACGGCCACAGCCCCGAGACGCACCACGACGAAGACCACGGCAGCCCACAGAGGCCCCACCUCCACUUCAACAAAGUGCCUUCUCUCUGACCGGGAGGUCCAAGCGCCCACUCGCGUGACUUUGUAUUUCAAAGGUUUCUAAAAUGACUGCUUCAUCUACUUAACCCAACACUCUCUUCUUGGGGAUUUUUUUAUUUUUUUUAUUGGCAUUUUCUUUUCUUUUUUGUUAAUCUAGCUCAGAUUUUUCUGUAAAGUAGGAUGACAUCACAAAAAUGCAUCUUUUUAUGAUUUUUAAUUUUUUUAAGUAUAUAUGAAUAUAUAUAUAUAUAU
Messenger RNA from Pungitius pungitius (ninespine stickleback), 2177 nucleotides. RefSeq names its product forkhead box protein P1-B-like. The record is from RefSeq and is a predicted model, not a curated record. Bases 174 to 1937 code for a protein of 587 amino acids. Gene Ontology annotation, biological process: regulation of transcription by RNA polymerase II. Gene Ontology annotation, molecular function: RNA polymerase II cis-regulatory region sequence-specific DNA binding; DNA-binding transcription repressor activity, RNA polymerase II-specific. Gene Ontology annotation, cellular component: nucleus. The transcript is spliced from 17 exons. NCBI's taxonomy places the organism in Eukaryota, Metazoa, Chordata, Actinopteri, Perciformes, Gasterosteidae.